AUGAAUCGACCAUCACACGAAGACGACGGCUGGGACCACCCGGAAUGGAACCAAAACCCGCCUGCUCUGGCUGGAGACUUGACGACAAGAAAUGACCUGAAUGGUGUUGUCAAUUCUAGACGAAACCGUGACCGGAGAAUAGAUGACGACGACUUGAAUCGCAUCCAUCCAGAGCCGUACGAACUGAUUGAGGUGAACGAAAAAGGCAAGAGUUUGCCUCGGGUCACGGAGGACCCGUACCCUGGCCCUAGUGGCCACCAACCGGAGCGCUCGUCGUCCUCGUCGUCGACGUUGCGUUCCGCCGAGAUGCCUGUGUCUGGUAGCAGGCGUCUCGGCAACCGCAUCAUGUACGUCCUUGCCAAAUACGCAAAGUUCGUUGGUCCCGGUGUCAUGAUCUCAGUCGCCUAUAUCGAUCCUGGAAACUAUUCUACUGCUGUCGCAGCUGGCUCUACUUUCCGGUUCAGGCUUCUGUUUAUAGUCUUCUUGUCCAACAUUUUUGCAGUCUACCUGCAAUGCUUGUGUGUCAAGCUAGGCUCAGUCACUGGUUUGAAUCUGGCAGAAAUGAUCAGAGCUCAUUGCCCUCGAUGGCUCAACUGGAUUCUUUAUCUNUUUGGAGAGGCAGCAAUCAUAUGCACUGAUAUCGCAGAAGUGAUUGGUACUGCUAUUGCUCUUAAUCUCCUUUUCCAUAUCCCUCUGGUAGCUGGCUGUGCUAUCUCUAUUGUGGACGUUCUUGUGAUUUUGAUGUUUUACAAACCGACUGGCACUGUGCGAGGUGUUAGNAUUUUUGAAGGCUUCGUUGCUUUAUUGGUCAUCGGUGUUGUGGUUUGCUUCUGCUACCAGCUUUCCAUCAUCACCAAUACAUCAAUCGGCGAUGUCUUCCGUGGCUACAUCCCGUCUUCAGCUAUUGUUAAGUCUAANGGGGUACGUAUAUUACCCAAGCCCGCUUGGAAUAAACUUUUGCUAAUCUUGUCUAGCCUAUAUCAAUCAUGUGGCAUCUUGGGCGCAACUGUCAUGCCUCACUCGCUCUAUCUGGGCUCGGGAAUCGUGCAACCACGUCUGAAAGAAUACGAUGUGCAACACAACAACAUCCCGGCCGCCUCAGAUGACGAUGAUAGUGGCCCGGUCAAGUACCGUCCCAGUGUGGCCGCUGUCCGAUCUUGCAUGAAAUACUCAAUCGUCGAGCUUUCGACAUCUCUCUUCGUCUUCGCCUUGUUCGUCAACAGCGCCAUCCUGAUCGUCGCCGGAGCUUCACUCUACAACACCGAUGCCGCCAGUGCCGAUCUAUUUGGCAUUCAUAAGCUGUUGGCUCAUCAGCUCGCUCCUGUCGCAGGAACCAUUUUCGCCCUCGCUUUACUCCUCUCCGGUAUCUCCGCUGGUAUCGUCUGCACAAUUGCUGGCCAGAUGAUUUGUGAGGGCCAGUUGACAUGGGCAGUCAAGCCUUGGGUGCGCCGCUUGAUGACACGCUCAAUUUCCAUCACACCUUCCAUUAUCAUCGCAGGUGCCGUAGGCGCAGAUGGGCUUUCCGCCGCGCUCGAUGGCUCGCAGGUUGCUCUCAGUGUCAUUCUGCCUUUUGUCAGUGCGCCUCUGAUUUACUUUACCUGUCGUGAGAGGUACAUGACCAUGUCUGCGAGCAACGGCGACCUGAUUAGUAUGCGCAAUCAUUGGUUCACUGCCGCCAUUGCGGUCAUCAUCUGGCUUGUCAUCGUGGUUAUGAAUGUCGCGCUUUUGGUGUUGUUGGGUUUGGGUGUUAAUUAG
Messenger RNA from Aureobasidium vineae, 1755 nucleotides. The record is from the annotation of a GenBank genome assembly. NCBI's taxonomy places the organism in Eukaryota, Fungi, Ascomycota, Dothideomycetes, Dothideales, Saccotheciaceae.